UUUCUAUGAUGAGGAAUUAUCCACAACUUCCUCACAAAUUUAUGUCUGACAAAGCAAAAAUUCACCAUCUACUUGAAAUCAUUGUUCAUAUCAACCUUGAGCGCGAUUCUCUUAAAAGACAAGAUCAGAAUUUUACAUUUGUUGUCCUUCUGAAGAAAAAGGCAUUCCUUAAGCAUGGUGUAAAGGAAGCUCUUAGAUCUCGUGUAAAAGCUCUGAACUUCUGUGCUACUUUGAGUUGUGGGGAGCUACAGGACUUUGCCCUUAACAAAUUUAAGGGGAUUUAAGAUGAGCUUGUUAUCAAACUUAAAUCUGCAUUAAAAGAAGUUGCGGUAUGUGCCAUUAACAAAUUGAAGGGGACUGUGUUUUAUUGAUGCGUUUUGGUCAAAUGUGCAAUUUUUGUUA
Messenger RNA from Solanum tuberosum (potato), 402 nucleotides. RefSeq names its product sister-chromatid cohesion protein 3-like. The transcript has 2 exons. Gene Ontology annotation, biological process: sister chromatid cohesion. Gene Ontology annotation, cellular component: cohesin complex; nucleus; chromatin. The record is from RefSeq and is a predicted model, not a curated record. Gene Ontology annotation, molecular function: chromatin binding. Lineage: Eukaryota; Viridiplantae; Streptophyta; Magnoliopsida; Solanales; Solanaceae. Bases 6 to 284 code for a protein of 92 amino acids.